Molecule: messenger RNA, 2025 nt
Organism: Microthlaspi erraticum
Lineage: Eukaryota; Viridiplantae; Streptophyta; Magnoliopsida; Brassicales; Brassicaceae
Source: the annotation of a GenBank genome assembly
AUGGGCAUGGAAUCUUUGAGAUUUCUUCACGUUUUCUUCUUCCUCGAGCUGAUUCUCCAUUGCCAUUGUGGAACAUCUCUCUCAGGCUCUUCUGAUGUGAAGCUUCUCAUGGGAAAGAUCAAAACUUCACUCCAAGGGAACACUGAGAGUUUACUGUUGUCUUCUUGGAACUCGUCUGUUCCAAUCUGUCAAUGGAGAGGGGUAAAGUGGGUAUUUUCAGACGGGUCUCCUCUUCAAUGCAGCGACCUCUCUUCACCGCAACGGACCAACGUCUCUCUCUUCAACGACUCUUCACUUCACCUUCUCUCUCUCCAGCUCCCAUCUGCUAAUCUCACCGGCUCGCUCCCUAGAGAGCUUGGUGAGUUCUCUAUGCUUCAAAGCGUGUUCCUCAACAUCAAUUCCUUGACCGGAUCAAUCCCACUUGAGCUUGGUUACACUUCUUCUCUCUCUGAUGUUGAUUUGAGUGGUAAUGCCCUAACUGGGGUUUUACCUCCAUCGAUUUGGAACCUCUGUGAUAAGCUAGUCUCCCUCAAGAUUCAUGGUAACUCCUUGUUUGGGGAUUUGCCUGAGCCUGCUUUGCCAAAUUCAUCUUGCAGCAAUCUCCAAGUUCUUGAUUUGGGUGGGAAUAAGUUCUCAGGCGAGUUCCCUGAGUUUGUAACCAGGUUUAAGGGUCUGAAAUCACUUGAUCUUUCAAGUAAUGUCCUUGAAGGUCUUGUUCCUGAGGGUUUAGCUGUAUUACAACUAGAAAGUCUCAAUCUUUCUCACAAUAACUUCAGUGGGAUGUUGCCAAGUUUUGGUGAGUCGAAGUUUGGUGCAGAAUCAUUCCAAGGGAACAAUCCUAGUCUCUGUGGUGUGCCUUUGAAGCCCUGUCUAGGCUCCUCUGGUUUGAGUCCUGGUGCUGUUGCUGGUCUAGUGAUUGGUUUAAUGUCAGGAGCUGUUGUUGUGGCCUCGUUGUUGAUUGGGUAUCUGCAGAACAAGAAAAGAAAGAGUAGUAUAGAGAGUGAAGAUGAUUUGGAAGAAGGCGAUGAAGAAGAUGAGAUCGACGGUGGCGGCGGCGGUGAAGGGAAGCUGAUUGUGUUCCAAGGUGGUGAGAAUCUGACGUUGGAGGAGGUUUUGAAUGCGACCGGUCAGGUUAUGGAGAAGACGAGCUACGGUACAGUCUAUAAGGCAAAGCUUAGUGAUGGAGGGAACAUUGCAUUGAGGCUGUUGAGAGAAGGUACUUGUAAAGAUAGAAGCUCUUGCUUGCCUGUUAUAAAGCAGUUGGGACGCAUUCGGCAAGAGAAUUUGGUUCCUUUGAGAGCUUUCUAUCAGGGAAAGAGAGGAGAGAAGCUUCUCAUCUAUGACUAUAUCCCCAACAUUAGCUUACAUGAUUUGUUGCACGAGAGUAAACCAGGAAAGCCACCUCUGAAUUGGGCGAGGAGGCACAAGAUUGCACUUGGGAUAGCGAGAGGGCUUGCUUAUCUUCACACAGGGCAAGAAGUUCCUAUCAUCCACGGCAAUAUCAGAUCAAAGAACGUGCUAGUGGACGACUUCUUCUUCGCUAGGCUCACUGAGUUCGGACUUGACAAGAUCAUGGUACAGGCGGUAGCAGACGAGAUCGUCUCGCAGGCGAAAUCCGACGGGUACAAAGCGCCUGAGCUACACAAGAUGAAGAAAUGCAACCCGAGGAGCGAUGUCUACGCGUUUGGGAUCCUUCUCUUGGAGAUACUGAUGGGCAAGAAGCCAGGGAAGAGUGGAAGGAACGGUAACGAGUUUGUUGAUCUGCCUUCUUUGGUUAAAGCCGCGGUGUUGGAAGAGACGACGAUGGAGGUUUUCGACUUGGAGGCUAUGAAAGGGAUCAGGAGCCCGAUGGAGGAAGGUUUGGUUCAUGCGUUGAAGCUAGCUAUGGGAUGUUGUGCUCCUGUUACAACGGUUAGACCCACCAUGGAAGAGGUUGUGAAGCAGCUGGAGGAGAACAGACCGAGGAAUCGUUCCGCGUUGUACAGCCCGACUGAAACCAGGAGCGAUGCUGAAACUCCGUUUUAA